Molecule: messenger RNA, 693 nt
Organism: Trametes versicolor FP-101664 SS1
Lineage: Eukaryota; Fungi; Basidiomycota; Agaricomycetes; Polyporales; Polyporaceae
Product: DUF1640-domain-containing protein
Exons: 4
Coding region: 1-693 (230 amino acids)
Cellular component (GO): mitochondrion
Source: RefSeq, a predicted model, not a curated record
AUGUUUCGCUCUUUAGUCUCCUUAUCCACGUUCCCUGCUCUUGCGCCCAUACCCGGGUCAUCGCGCCUCCCUGCCUCUGUCGCACGAGUCAUCUCGAACCCCCUCCCUCUCGCGCGCCGUCGCCGACGCUUCCAUGCCUCGGCGAACCGCUCAGACUUCCACUUCGACACGCACCACUUCGUUCAGCGGCUCGAGCGCGAAGGACUCAACCGCGCGCAAGCGGAGGGUAUCAUGACCGCGAUGGCCGAGGUCAUCGACGAGAGCAUCCGGAACAUGACGAGCAACAUGGUCACGAAAGCGGACCAAGAGAAGCACCACUACACGCAGCAGGUCGACUUCGCGCAGCUCAAGUCGGAGCUGCAGCUGAUGGAGAAGAACGAGCUCGCGAUGAUCAAGGCGGAGAACGACCGGCUCGUGAACGACAUCGAGAAGCUGCGGCAGCGCCUGCGCGAGGAGGUCACGCGCACGCAGGCGGGCGUGCGCCUCGACCUCAACCUCGAGAAGGGCCGCAUGCGCGACGAGAGCAGCAAGCAGGAGCUCAAGAUCAAGGAGGUCGACACGCGCAUCGAGCAGGAAAUCGCCGCGCUGCGCACGUCGAUCCAGGUCUCCAAGGCGACGACGCUGCAGUACCUCGUCGGUUUUGUCACCGGUUGCUCGGCGUUGCUUAUGGCGUAUAUGCGCUUCCGGGUUUAG